Tetranychus urticae (two-spotted spider mite) is the source of this 5160-nucleotide messenger RNA. RefSeq lists its product as uncharacterized. Lineage: Eukaryota; Metazoa; Arthropoda; Arachnida; Trombidiformes; Tetranychidae. Gene Ontology annotation, cellular component: cytosol. Gene Ontology annotation, biological process: cellular response to tumor necrosis factor. Gene Ontology annotation, molecular function: NF-kappaB binding. The record is from RefSeq and is a predicted model, not a curated record.
AUUGAACCAUGAGUUUCAGAUAUUCAACGACUCAGUCUUCCUAUGAAUUGUGUUGACCAAAGAUACAUUAGAUUGUGAUUACUUGCCGUUAGUUUUGUAUUCACCAGUUAAUAGCUUUUGUUUUGUUUUGGAGUGCAAACUUGGAUAUCACACCAUUUUACGAUCAGUAUCAUGGUCUAUUGGAGCAAUCGUUUGAUUCAGUUUAACCAGUUUAUCCCAUCUUAAUUGUUGUCUCAAUUUUGUGUUCACGAUUUGUGAAAAUGUGAAAGUUAUGGUUUUGGGUUAAAAAUUGGGUUUAUCAAAACUCCAACAACUCCAGCUUAAAACUCCGAUAGUGUGAGGAAUGAUUAAACACUUGAUUCCACUCUUAAUUUUACUGGAUUAUCUUGGAUUAAGAGUCAAUAUGUUUGACCAUCAAAUAACCAGAAAUGUUAAACAUAUUGAAUAACUCACCAAACGUUCAAAUCGACCAUUUUAUUCAAUUGUUAUUGUUUCUCUCAAGGACUCUACUUUUGUUGACACUGAUAUUGCUUUUUGAUUGUGACUAUUAUUUUAAUUAUUGAUUAGUUUUUUUACAUUUUACUUUUAUUUACAGUUUUGUAAAAUGUUAAAAUGAGUGAUCUACUCGCUGUUGACAAUAGGAAACAAGAGACCCGAGAUAAUCCUGAGAUAAUUGAAUUUUUUGACUGUUGUCUUAAAUCGUUGACAUCAAAAGCUGAGUCUCUAUUGAAACAUAAAUCUCUCAUUGAAUUGAUCAACGGACGAGACCGUAAUGGCCGAUCAUUGUUGCAUUAUUGUGCGGAAUGUACUGGAACCUUGUGUGCUUCAUUGUUAAUCAAGCAACGACCCAAUUCAAUAAUUAACCAAGACAACGAUGGCUACACGAUACUUCAUUUGGCAGUCAUUAAUGGCAACAUUUCAAUGGUUACUUAUUUAACCAGUCAGGUUAAAUCAUUUGUUCCAGAAGCGCUAUUUAUUCAAUUUCUCAACUCAGGUGACACCGAGGGUCACACAGCUUUUCAUUGGGCAACCGUUUGCAAUGAAAUUAAAUGCCUUGAUAUCUUAUACUCAUCGGGUGCUUCAGCUUCCCUUCCAGACAUUCAUGGAGCUCAUCCUGUACACUAUGCUGCUCAAAUGACUGCUCCAUCCAACAAUAUUAACCGAGAUGUAAGGAUAGGUUUGAAGGUGUUGAGGAAAAUAUUAUCCUACCAAAAGGUUGAUCCCAAUUGCCGGGAUAAAGAUGGACGAACUCCACUUCUAUGGGCUGCAAGCUCAGGUUCAAGUGAGGCUAUUAUGAUGUUGGUCAACUCUGGAGCUGAUGUUGCGGCUUGUGAUAAAGAUGGGUUAACAGCUUUACAUUGUGCUUCAAGCCGUGGACAUGUUGAAUCAGCCGAGGCUUUAAUCAACAUGUGUGGCGCUGAAAUUGAUGUAACGGAUUCUAUUGGCUGUUCCCCUUUGUUUUACUCUGUGACUCUUGGCCAUGCUGAUUGUACUCAGUUACUUUUGCAAUCAGGUGCUGAACCUAAUCGACAAGAUUUGAAAGGACGAACAGCUGCCCAUUGUGGUGCUGUUAAAGGACAAUUUGAAACUAUCAAGAUCCUGGCUUCCCAUGGAGCUAACCUGUGGUACAGAAAUAUCCGAGGUGACUUACCUCUUCAUGAAGCCAUUAAAUCUGGUCGGAAAGAAUUGGUUCGCUGGUUACUUCAACAACUUCCAAGUGCAGUGAAUACAACUAAUUCAAUUGGACGAAGUCCACUUCAUAUUGCCGCUUCAGAUAACAAUGUUGAAAUGUGUAAAGUGUUAAUUGAUUCAGGAUCUGAGAUUAAUCCGUUGAUGAAAUCAAAAGGACAUUUAAUGACCCCACUUGAUUGUGCUUUACAAAAAAAUUACCGUAGUUGUGCCAAAUUUCUUCUACUUCAUGGAGCUCUUCCAGCCUCUAGAUUAAACCUAAACUCAAGAUCAUUAAAUCAAAAACGCUUAUCUGCAAGAAGCCCUGGUAAAGGUCACGUCACUCCAAAAGUUUAUGCUCAAUCAAAAUCACGUCCAAGCUCUCGGGAAAAUUUUUCAAGUGGUAACACAAAUUCAGAUGGUCAAAGUAUAACCAACAUGGAAUCGGUUGAGCAGCAUCAUGAUGAUGGGAAAACUCGAACCUCCAUUACCAAGCGAAAGGUAGCAAUCUACCGAAAUAAUGGUUCAUCGCCUGAUUAUUCAUUUGCUACUUCUCAAUCAAUGAGUUCAGGCUUUCAAUCACAAUCCAUAAUCACAAAUGUUUAUGUGAAUACAGUUUCAAAGCACAAGAUGGCUCCAUUAAAGCGCAUCAAAAGACGAUCAAAGUUAUCCACAUCUGAUUCAUCUCAAUCAUCUUCACAAUUUAAUGAAAAUCAGUCUCAAGUGAACGAUGAUAAUGUCAACGUCAACAGGAAUGAAGAAUCAAGUGUUACAAGAAAAAAGGGAAUGACUAGUUCGAGUAACAAGAUGAAGCUCGAUAAAAAGAGUAUUGAAAGUGAAAGAUCAACUUCUCGGAGUCGAGACAAAUCGAAAGGAUUGCUAUCUAAUAAGGAAGUCAAUGGCCGAACAAAGUUAACUAGCCAAUCACUGGAUAGAGCAACAUCAAAACGAGGACAAAUUAAUAAUAAACGGUCAUUAAUUGGUAAAUCAAUUGUUAAACAUCCUCAUGCGAGUGACGUUGAUUUAUCAGUCGAUGUUACCGAACAAGUUAUUAAUAGUAACGGUGAUGAUGCGGAUAACCUUCAAGGAAGGAUUGAAUCAAGUGAAAGUAUCAAUAAUAAGGGCAUUUCUGAAAGUACAUCAGAAGCUGAUUAUUCUGAAGAUUCUCAGAUUGAAGACUCUUCAGUGCAUCAUCAAGAAACAAGUGAAUCAGCAACAGGAUCAUUAGCUUCAGUUGCAUCAUUAGGUAGUCAUGAAUUACCAAUACUUGGUUCAGAUGAUAAUUCAGCUGAUAAUUCGGUUGAUAAUUCAGUUGAUAAUUGCGAUGGAAAUGGUGUAAGUGAUGAACAAUUAUCUGGUCUAUCUCAAGAGCUCAAGGAAAAUGAUGGUAUAAUUGGUUCAAAUAAAACUAAAUCUCAACCAAUGAAACGUCAAGAUUUUACCAACACACGUAAACACACUAAUGAAGGUUUGUGUGAAGAAAACGAAGGGUCAAAGUCAGAAUCUAAAAUUCUUUCAGAAUCUCGUUGCUCUCAUCGACUUCAUCAUCGACUGUUACCCAAUAUUGGACCCAUUGAUUUGUCCCAUGUAACUGCCAAAGUUGAUACUCGAGGCUUGGAUCUGGCUCGUAGACCCGACUCUGAAGCUAAAGCAACAAAGGAGCAAAUUAAAACUGAAACCAAUGAAAUGAUGGCUAAAGUUGAACGCAGCUUAAGAAAAUAUCAAUUGGAAAGGAAAAUUUUCCAAGAGCUUCAAGAUCUGAAACGCUGUCAGAUACGAAGUGGACGUGUCAAUGAACCAGUUCUGGUUAAACGGUUGGUCGAAAAAUUCCGUAAAGAAGUCAAAUGUCCUGGAAUGGUCGAUUUUACUGAUUCAUUUAGUUAUCGAUCAUAUGAAAGAUUUCUCUAUGAUCAAUUGAGGAAACUAUCAUCUUCUAAUCAAGGCAAGGUUUUGCCAAUAAUCAAGUCUGUUAGCGAUGAAAAUUUGGCUCUCAAAUUUAUGACAACAAGUGGCGAUAAUCAAUUCAAUGGAUAUAAUGAUAACCACCAUAUUCAUCAUUCACAUAAUCACCAUCUACAUGAUCAACGUGGUAAAAAUGGACUUCGCCAGAAAAGUGUCUCUGCAAUGUCGUCUUUUAACCAGUCUAAGUUUAAAAAAGAUGCUCUUCCCAGUGUUAUCACCAAUCAGCGAAAAGAAAAGUUUGGUUCAAGUGAAAUCUCAAAGGAUACUGUGAUUGCCAAGAUUUAUGAUAACGAGAGAUUAAAAAGCAAUAAAGCAAAUACUAAUAAUAAUAUCAUCACCAACAAUAAUAACAAUAAUAAUAAGAGUGUUAAUGUCAAAAGCUCUGCUCAAGAUGAAACUGCAUUGGCCAAAAAAGUGGAAACUAGCAAUAUUCCAAUAUUAACUAGAGAACAUAAAACAAAAUUUUCGGAAUUGAAACAAGUUAAAGAUCAUUCCAUGGACAAAAAGUCUAUUAGAGAAACAAGUGAAAAAAUUAACUCGGAGCUUAAUGGUAACCAGCAACUGGAUAAAGUGAAACCUGCAGUUGGUAAAAAGCCUAAAGAAUCUGGUCCGUUAAUUGUUGUUAGUUCAAUAAAUGAUUCUACCAAUGGAAAAGGAAGAAAAGUUAAAAUUGAUAACAAAGACGAGAACAAAAGGAAACAAGACAAAGAGUUAAAAAAGGAACCCGUUAAUUGUAAAGAAAAGGUUGACGAGACCAAGAAAUCAAUUAAAAGAGGUCCAGCGAAUGUGUCUGCUCGAGAAAUUAGACGGACAACGGCUAAACAUGAACAAUAUAAAAAUUUAAGAGGAAGUCAUCGGCGGAUUUGCUUAAAGAGUAGUGACGCCGAUUCAAAGCCUUAUGUUAAAGCAGCUAUUGAUAGGCCCAAGUUCAAACGCUGUAAAUCAAGUAUUCCGGCACGAUUCAAAGUUAAUAUUCCGCUACAAGAAAUUGGAAGACGUUGGAAGUUAAUUAAAAAUGCUGAGAGGAAAAAAUCAGCUGAACAAUCAGUGAAACGAGAGAAACAAUCAGAUGAAAAUGGCGAGCCAUUGGAGUUUCUUUUGCUUUAUGAGAUUAAUCAGGAAAGAAAAGCUGAUGAAUAUGAUGAUGCUUAUGAUGCAUACAGUUAUGAUGGAAAUUAUCAUGUUUAUAAUGAUGGACAAGAUUUUUAUUCUGAUCAAGAAACUGAAUAUGAAGAUGAAGCGGACCAAGAUCUUCGUUUAAGUCAUUUAUUGAAAAGGACACUUUCGGAACCUGCCUUGCUUCCCCGUGAUUUAACUGUUUAGAUCUUGUUUUUUAAACUAUCAAUAGUAUAUUUGUUAAUGAUUUGGGUGGUUCCAAGUUUAUCAAUAUGUUGUCUGAUGAUUGUAAAAAGUUAUUUAAAGCGUGUAAUUGUCGAAAUGUUGCUGACCAUUUUUGAUAACCUUCUGGAAAUGUUGAAAUGACAAUUGUUGUAAUUUAAUGUUAAAUAAAGGAUGUUUUAUUUCUUACAA